This is a messenger RNA of Medioppia subpectinata, 441 nucleotides long. Lineage: Eukaryota; Metazoa; Arthropoda; Arachnida; Sarcoptiformes; Oppiidae. The record is from the annotation of a GenBank genome assembly.
GAUCACUGGUUGGAUGAGUUGAUGAUGUCAUCAGAUCUGUACGAAGAAGUCCGUUUGUAUCGCUCGGCUCGAGAGCGCGAGUCGUACGACAAUUUGGCCGAUUUGUAUGCCGUCAUCAAUAGUGUCCAGUGUCUGGAGAAGGCGUACAUCAAAGACAGUGUGACGGCGAAGGAGUACACCGGCGCCUGCAGUAAGCUUUUGGUCCAAUACAGACAGGCCUUCAAACAGGUCCAGUCGGCCGACACGCCCGACAUCGAGGCCUUCAUGAGUAAGUAUCGCUUCUCGUGUCCGGUGGCGAUGGAGCGCAUCCGCGAAGACCGACCCAUCACUAUCAAAGACGACAAGGGAAACACCAGCAAAUGCAUCGCUGACAUCGUCUCACUCUUCAUCACUAUUAUCGACAAAUUAAGGCUCGAAAUCAAAUCCAUGGAUGAGGUCUGA